GACAGCGUGGCGUCUCGACGUCCAUGGGGUUAUGUGUGUUUACAGCGGAGAGAGCUGAUUGCCACCAUCCUUUUUCGUUACACAAAAUGAUGAAAUGACUUAAAAGUAACAAUGAAGACCGAGGUACUGUGACAAAGUUGUUUGGAUGGAGUCCUCGCGGGUCACUGGCGGUCUUUCCCGCGAAUAUAAGCUAGUGAUGCUGGGAGAGGGAGGAGUCGGCAAGAGCGCCAUUAUCAUGCAGUUUAUCAGUCACCGGUUCCCUGAAGACCACGACCCUACCAUAGAGGAUGCGUAUAAGACGCAGAUCCGCAUAGACGAUAAGCCAGCGAAUCUGGACAUCUUGGACACAGCAGGACAGGCAGAGUUCACUGCCAUGCGGGACCAGUACAUGCGGGCAGGGGAGGGUUUCAUCAUCUCAUACUCCAUCACGGACCGCCGCAGCUUCCAGGAGGCGCGACACUUCAAACAGCUGAUCCAACGCGUCCGCCGCACUGCCGACACACCCGUGGUGCUUGUCGGAAACAAGUCAGACCUGGUGCACCUCAGACAGGUGUCAGUGGAGGAGGGAAAAGAACUGGCGCGAGAGUUCCAGUGCCCGUUUUUCGAAACGUCAGCAGCGCUCCGUUACUACAUUGAUGAGGUGUUCGCCGCGCUUGUGCGCCAGAUCCGCCAGCGGGAGGCCGAGCUGGGGCAGGGCACCGAGAGGAAGAGCCGCCAUGGCCACUCCUUGUGGCGCCGCCUGACAGCGCUGUUCCUCAGAAAGCAGCACUCGGAGAGCUGAAGGGGGCCUGAUGGUCCUCCAAGAGGAGGUGCAAGAACGUACUGUUGUUGGGUUGUUCGUCUGCACCCCCGACCCCCCCUUUAUGACGUCCUUCACAGGGUAGCUUGUGAUAUGUUGACACAGACAGCAGUUUUGAUUAUAUUUGAUUUAAGCACUCCAGAUAAUUUCAUUAUAUUAUUUAGAGACUAGACUUUUAUGUGCAGGGCACACACUUACAUAAAUAGGCUACUUAACUGUUAUCUUCAUACAAUAUGUAGGCUGACUUAUUAUACUGUAAUAUUUAGUGAAAAAAGUAUUAAACUUGACAGUAAUGUUGUUUUUUAAAUGUAUGGGCGGCAUUUUUGAGGUCGACUUUGAGAUACUGCAGAUCUCCUGAGUUUUCUGUAAGUGGGAUGAAAUAAGAAGGUUGCAGAAGUGUGUGGGUGACAUUGACACGAAGACUAGCAAUAGAAUAGAGAUCACAUCAGCUUCAUGGAAGGGUGGCUCUUUAGAUAAAAGAACCGAAAGACAGGAUGCGGUAUGUGAAAUGAGGAAGAAAGAAAUGGAGGGAGAAGACUUAGGCAAAAUCUAGUCUGCUUAAUGGGUGGAAAGCUAAAUUUACAACAGAGAUGCAGUAGUUUUCUUAGCUGAUACAAUAAUGGACUGUGUAAUGUUUCAUCCUUAGUUUUGGUUGGUUGGUUGGUUGUUUUUUUGUUGUUGUGCAAAGCUCCUGCCUGGAUUAAAUUUGCUUUGCAUCUAUGGACCGCAGUCUGUAUGCAGUGCAGCCAGAUGUUGUGUCGGGACUUGAGCUAUCUAAGAGAAGUUUGCAGAAAAACAAACGGUGGUGAACUUUGGCAGCGCUGGAUCUCCCAGUAGAGUAGAGUUGUAUUUACUAACAGUUACUGUAGUAUUUUAGUAAACAGACAAAAGGAAACGUACUUCUCCAAGGUGGCAUAUGAAUGUGACUUCUACAUAGUUUUUAGUCUUACCUAUGUUGUGCAAUUGCUACACACAAAAUCUGAAUGGUAUACCUGGUUAUUGCUGCAUAGUGCAAGUGCCAGACUUUUUAGGUGUGAGAUUUUUUUUCCCUAAAAUGUGUGAUCCUGGAUACUAUGUUCCUUAAUUUAUUUUCAUCAGAGAUUCUUGAAUAAAAUUAUAGACGUUUUCUGA
Messenger RNA from Electrophorus electricus (electric eel), 1930 nucleotides. It is a transcript of the gene rit1, whose product is annotated as Ras-like without CAAX 1. Gene Ontology annotation, biological process: signal transduction. Gene Ontology annotation, molecular function: GTPase activity; GTP binding. The record is from RefSeq and is a predicted model, not a curated record. NCBI's taxonomy places the organism in Eukaryota, Metazoa, Chordata, Actinopteri, Gymnotiformes, Gymnotidae. Gene Ontology annotation, cellular component: membrane.